Messenger RNA from Malania oleifera, 3773 nucleotides. Its product is annotated as transportin-1. Gene Ontology annotation, cellular component: nucleus; cytoplasm. The record is from RefSeq and is a predicted model, not a curated record. Gene Ontology annotation, molecular function: nuclear import signal receptor activity; small GTPase binding. Gene Ontology annotation, biological process: protein import into nucleus. NCBI's taxonomy places the organism in Eukaryota, Viridiplantae, Streptophyta, Magnoliopsida, Santalales, Ximeniaceae. The transcript has 29 exons. Bases 484 to 3150 code for a protein of 888 amino acids.
GGAGCGGCUCAUAUUCAGUCGUCUAGCCGCAACGCAGCUCGACUGCUUUCUGCUUCCCUGAUCCAAAACGAACCAAACGUCAAAACCCUAGUUCUCUUCCACUGCCCAAUCGACCUCCGCGACUCGUCCCUUCCGUCAUCGACCUCCAUUGAAGGAUUAGGGGCUCAGAACCUUCUUGAAGAGAGGUUCUCCCUCACCUGUAAUCUUAGUGGCCUCUCUUGGAUUGAGGUUUUUCCCCAUUUCAUAUUGGUUUCAAGAUUUCAUUUCUUUUUUCUUUACUGUGAGUAUGAAUUUUGAAUGAUCUAACCUCUGUUGGCCUGUUAUAUUCCCGUCAUUGAGUUAUCAAAUUUCUGUUAAACCACGCACGUCGUUCCCCCGGCCUAACCCCAACUAACUCUCUCACCAAAACCUCUCGACCUUCUCCAACUUUGAGACUCAAAUUCCCUUCAAAAUCUUCUCUAUCGACGCCUGAAAACGCUAGCUAUGGCGGCGACUGCCACCUGGCAGCCCCAGGAGAAUGGGGUCAACGAGAUCUGUGCCGUGCUCGAACAACAUAUAUCUCCAGCCUCCGACAAGUCUCAAAUUUGGCAGCAGCUGCAGCACUUCUCUCAGUUCCCCGAUUUCAACAACUACCUUGCUUUCAUCCUCACUCGUGCUGAGGGAAAAUCAGUGGAGAUUAGACAAGCAGCUGGUCUACUUCUGAAAAAUAACCUCAGAACUGCGUUCAAAUCUAUGUCCCCUGCAUACCAGCAAUAUAUAAAAUCAGAGUUGUUGCCUUAUAUAGGAGCCUCAGACAAGCAUAUCAGGUCUACAGUGGGGACUAUUAUAAGUGUUAUUGUUCAAUUGGGUGGAGUUUUUGGAUGGCCAGAGCUGUUGCAAACCCUUGUCAACUGCUUGGACAGUAAUGAGUUGAAUCAUAUGGAAGGUGCCAUGGAUGCUUUGUCCAAGAUCUGUGAAGAUAUUCCUCAAGUGCUGGAUUCAGAUGUGCCUGGACUUGCAGAGCGGCCCAUCAACAUUUUCCUUCCUAGAUUAUAUCGGUUUUUCCAGUCACCACAUGCUACACUGAGAAAGCUGUCCUUGGGGUCUGUAAAUCAAUAUAUUAUGUUGAUGCCAGCUGCUCUAUAUGUAUCAAUGGAUCAAUACCUCCAAGGUUUGUUUGUUCUUGCUAAUGACCCUGUUGCAGAGGUGCGAAAGUUGGUUUGUUCUGCUUUUUCCCAGCUAAUAGAAGUUCGUCCAUCUUUCUUGGAGCCACAUUUAAAGAAUUUGAUUGAGUACAUAUUGCAAGUCAACAAAGAUCCUGAUGAUGAAGUGGCUCUUGAAGCCUGUGAAUUUUGGUCAGCUUAUUGUGAUGCUCAAUUACCACCUGAGAACUUGCAAGAAUUCUUGCCGCGGUUAAUUCCAGUUUUGUUAUCAAACAUGGUUUAUGCUGAAGAUGAUGAAUCACUUGUUGAUGCUGAGGAGGAUGGAUCUCUUCCAGACAGAGAUCAGGAUCUGAGGCCUCGUUUUCAUUCAUCACGAUUCCAUGGUUCGGAUGAUGCAGAAGAUGAUGAUGAUGACAUAGUCAACGUCUGGAAUUUACGGAAAUGUAGUGCAGCUGCUUUAGAUAUGUUUUCAAAUGUAUUUGGAGAUGAGAUUCUUCCAACAUUAAUGCCUAUAGUUCAGGCCAAAUUAUCUAAUGCAGGUGAUGCAGUGUGGAAAGAAAGGGAAGCUGCUGUUUUAGCCCUUGGUGCCAUAGCUGAGGGUUGCAUCAAAGGACUUUAUCCUCUUUUACCAGAGAUUGUGGCAUUUCUCAUCCCUCUUUUAGAUGACAAGUUUCCUCUCAUACGGAGUAUUUCCUGUUGGACACUCUCUCGUUUUAGCAAAUUCAUUGUUCAGGGUGGUCAUCAAAAAGGUCAUGAGCAAUUUGACAAAGUUCUAAUGGGUCUUCUUCGAAGAAUAUUGGAUGACAAUAAGAGGGUACAAGAGGCUGCAUGUUCUGCUUUUGCAACUCUUGAAGAGGAGGCUGCAGAAGAGUUGGCACCAUGCUUGGAUAUCAUUUUACAGCACCUAAUGUGUGCUUUUGGAAAAUAUCAGAGAAGGAAUCUCAGAAUUGUAUAUGAUGCUAUUGGUACUUUAGCAGAUGCUGUUGGAGGGGAACUAAAUAAGCCCACAUAUCUAGACAUUCUGAUGCCACCACUCACUGCAAAGUGGCAGCAGCUAUCAAAUUCGGACAAAGACCUUCUUCCACUGCUGGAGUGUUUUACAUCUAUAGCACAGGCUUUGAGUACUGGAUUUUCUCCAUUUGCUGAGCCUGUAUUUCAGAGGUGCAUAAACAUCAUCCAGACCGAACAGUUGGCAAAGGUUGAUCCUGUUUCAGCGGGGAUUCAGUAUGAUAAGGAGUUUAUAGUAUGCUCUCUGGACCUGCUUUCUGUACUUGCAGAAGGUCUUGGUGGUGGGAUAGAGAGUUUGGUUUCACAAAGUAGUUUGAGAGACCUUCUUCUGCAAUGUUGCAUGGAUGAUGCAUCUGAUGUUCGGCAAAGUGCAUUUGCUCUUCUAGGGGACCUUGCUAGAGUUUGCCCUGUUCAUUUGCGCCCUCGUUUGUCUGAAUUUCUUGAUGUUGCAGCCAAGCAGCUGAACACUCCUAAGAUCAAAGAAACUGUUUCCGUAGCAAAUAAUGCAUGUUGGGCAAUUGGAGAACUAGCAGUUAAGGUUCAUCAAGAAAUCUCCCCCGUUGUAAUGACAGUUAUGUCUUGCCUUGUGCCAGUACUAAAGCAUGCAGAGGAGCUAAACAAGUCACUCAUAGAAAAUAGUGCUAUCACGCUGGGGAGGCUUGCCUGGGUCUGUCCAGAGAUUGUGUCGCCACAUAUGGAACAUUUCAUGCAAUCAUGGUGUACUGCUUUAUCUAUGAUACGUGAUGAUAUUGAAAAGGAAGAUGCAUUUCGAGGUCUAUGUGCAAUGGUUAGAGCAAAUCCAUCAGGGGCUUUGAGUUCACUCGUUUUCAUGUGCAAAGCUAUUGCAAGUUGGCAUGAAAUAAGAAGCGAGGAGCUGCACAAUGAAGUAUGCCAGGUGUUGCACGGUUAUAAACAGAUGCUUAGAAAUGGAGCGUGGGAACAGUGCAUGUCUGCUUUGGAGCCCCCAGUGAAAGACAAGCUUUCAAAGUACCAAGUUUAAUUUGCUUUUACAAUAGCAUACGCAGUGUUCUUCAGUGUUUGGGUCUUCUCAGCUGUAUAUCUGCAUGAGAAAUGUUGGCGCUUUGUUAACCAUCUGAAUCUUUGGAGCUGGGAUUUGUGUCAAGUGAAGGCCAAGGUUUGGUCACAUUUUUUCAUGGGCAAAGACGUGAUUUGCUCUUCCUCUAGGUAGAACUUGAAGCUAAAAUUGUGCCUCUUCUGUACUGCCGAGGGAUUUGUAUCAAGCUGCUAAAAAGAAUUCUGGGUUGGGUCAUAGAUGUUGUAAAAGAGGUCCGGCAUUUCAGGCUUCCAGGAAGUUUUACUUUUUACCUUCUUCCUUUGUAUCUAUCUUGAAAUAGGCGAUAGAUAUAGUGUGUUCUAGCAUUAGAUUCAUCAUUUUUACUUUGGGCGAGGGUUUUUUUUUCCCAAAUCAUUUUUGGGGAUAGGUUUGAUGCUGUGAUUCCACAGAUUUUGUUGUAAGGGAUCAAAUUAUAGGCCAUGAGAGUCGUUUCCAUGUUUUAUUUUGUCAUGGGACUUUCAUUCAUAUUGUAUUUAGCAGCUGUGGGAUUUGAGUCUCCUAAAAACAAUAAUAUUUGUGAACGUUCAGGUUCAUGAUUUGAUUUGAUA